AUGGCAUACUGCCCCUUUAAGCACAGGUCCCCUCAGCACUCGGAGUUGCUGAAUAUUGGGUUACAGUGUGGCAAAAUGGCGGCUGUCAUUCAGAAUCCACUCAAAGCGCUGGGCGAUCAGUUCUACAAGGAGGCCAUCGAGCACUGCCGCAGCUACAAUGCCCGCCUGUGCGCCGAGCGCAGCGUGCGCCUGCCCUUCCUGGACUCGCAGACCGGCGUGGCGCAGAACAACUGCUACAUCUGGAUGGAGCGCCGCCACCGCGGGCCAGGGAUGGCCGCGGGGCAGAUGUACACGUACCCGGCCCGCUGCUGGAGGAAGAAGAGGAGGCUGCACACGCCCGUCGACCCCCAGCUGCGACUGUGCGAGCUGCGCCUCGAGGGGGAGCUGGCACCCAAGAAGGAGCCCCUGCCCGUGGAGGGCACCACCCUGGAAGCACUGCUGAGAGGAGAAAGCCUGGAGAGGAAGAGCAACAGCAAUGCCAAGGAGGACGAGAACCUGCUGGAGAUCCAGAGGGUCUUAGAAGCUGAUGAAAACGGGGACGGUUUCCAUGACGAUGAGGACUUUGAAGUGGACACUCCGAAAAGGAAGCACAGAAGCAAAGGCCGGGGACGUGGCUCAGGACGCAGGAAGACAGAAGCCGCCUCUGUGGAUGAUCAGGACAAGCCAUAUGUCUGUGACAUUUGCGGGAAGCGCUACAAGAACCGCCCGGGUCUGAGCUACCACUACGCCCACACCCACCUGGCUGAGGAGGAGGGCGAGGACGAGAGGGACUCGGAGCCGCCCCAGUCUCCGCCCGCCCACUGCUCCGACAACCACAAACCCCAGAAAGGCCCGGACGGAACGGUCAUUCCCAAUAACUACUGUGACUUCUGCCUGGGCGACUCGGGCUCCAACAGGAAGACGGGCCAGGCGGAGGAGCUGGUGUCCUGCUCGGACUGCGGCCGCUCCGGCCACCCCACCUGCCUGCAGUUCACAGACAACAUGAUGCAGGCGGUGCGCACCUACCAGUGGCAGUGCAUCGAGUGCAAGUCUUGUAGCUUGUGUGGAACAUCAGAGAAUGAUGACCAGCUCCUGUUUUGCGAUGACUGUGACCGGGGAUACCACAUGUACUGCCUGAAACCUCCCAUGACUCAGCCCCCAGAAGGGAGCUGGAGUUGUCAUCUGUGUCUGGACCUCCUGAAGGACAAGGCUUCAGUCUUCACUGAGCCAUAGACACAAACAGGGAAGAGUGCCUGAGAGGAAAGAGAUACUCAGCACAGCUAUAUUCCUACUGACUCUCUCUCUAACACACACACACACACACACACACACACCAUUUGCAACUACUACAUUCCCGCUACAGCACACACACACACACACGCACACACACACACGCGCAUACACACAUACCAGACAGCCAGUGCUAAUACAUUCCCACUCACACACACACACACACACACACACCCAUUGCUGCUACUGCAUUCACACUAAUACACACAUAUGCGUGCACACACAAGACAUCCAUCGCAACUACAAGAAUCCCCCCGUAUGACACACACACAAAAGACACCCAUCACAGCAAGUACAAUCCUGUUCUCUCUCCCAUACACACUAAUUCGAGACACCAACUACAGCUACAUUGCUACUGACAUACACACAGCGGUGUCUCUCUUCUCACUCAAAACCAUACCCACUCAACACCUUUGGAUCAUUUAAAAAAUACCCCACACACAUUGGUCUCAUUUGGUCAGUACACUUAAUAGCUGGUUAAGCUAACAUACCUACGGAUGCAAACAGUUAGAUGUGAAACAUCACCAUACUGUAUAAUCUGUUGUUAUAGGUUACUCCAUAAUUUAUUAGAUUUGCCAGUGAUACUCUACCUCACAACUCACUCAGUUACCACUGAAUCCAAAGCAAUGUAGACUGCAGUCACACAUAGCAGAGUUUGAGUUUAGGUGCAUACGAGAAGUUGUAAAGACAGUUACCAAGCACCAUCAUGACAGGCCGUUAAGGUUUGUGAUAACAGCACAGAGAACUGUGAAACCUGUCCUUGCCUUAACUAGCAUGUAACCUUCACAACUCUUAAAUAUUGUAGCAACAGUGUCACACUCACGCUAUGUUUCAGCAUGUGUUGUUCACAAUCCACAGAAAAUCUUAAGAUGUUCAGUUUUAUGUACUUAAAGAAACAUUAUUAAUAGUAUAAUUUAGCUAGGUGUGUGAGUCAGAUAAUGCUGAAAGAUACUGUAGGUGUGAUUUCAGAGAACAGGUCAGGUUGAGUGGUUUGGAUUGAUUUUUCAGAGUUUUAAGCCAAUGUUUUUGGUCCUAUUUCAGUCAGAAUUUCAUAAGCUCACUGUCUAACCUCAGUUGGUUUGAUUUUGAGAUAAUCUAACUUUCCACAUAUCAUUUUGCAAGGUUACGUUUAUUCAUAUUUAGCACUAAAAGGGAAUCGGGGGCAGUUGGUUUGGUAAUACCUUAAAUUUUUUUCAUAGAUUGGUUAUGAUCAUUUUACUGCUCCCGCUCGAAAACCUUUUACUUAACAAGACAUUGGCCCUAGUAAUAACAACAGUGCCGUGUUAAUGUAGCUGAAAUAAUUGCUAUUCUCUGUGCCAAUUAACACUAUCUUAAUUGCAACGCUAUCUUUUCUUAAUGCUUUCUCCCCUUUUGUACACUUGUUUUGGAAUUGCAUAUUAGGUUUGUCUCCUGCACCCACCUCUGCGCUUGUGCAGGAGAGCUAGGAAUAGCCAAUGCAAUAUGCUGCAUCCUACACAGAUGCUUGCUGCAACUGUUUUUAACACUAAAAGUCCCACAAUGCACCACUGAUCGGAAGAUGGCGCAUCUCCACUAAUGUCAUCUGAGAGGCUCAUAUGUGCCGGACAGUGUGUGUCAGAGAGCUCCCUACCCCACUGCUGCAGGCCCCAAUCGUUGUGAACAGACAAUGCCUGGGCUCAGAUGCGGACCAUCAGGCUCAGCCUGUGCUCAGAAUGAGCACCUCAGUAGACUGAGCGACUCGGCAGCUACAACACUAUGUUAACAGUACCUCAGACCACUGUCUACAGCUGCUUAUUGCCUGCUGCCUUCACUACAUUUCCCACAAUCCAUGUGGUGCCCAUCCAUUGUUGCACAGAGAACCUCAUGGCAGUUCGCUGGAAUGUAUUCCAGACGCAAAUGGCUCUAUGCACACAAUAACCUCGCUGGAACUCUAGGAUCGGGCAGAUGGAAGGAAAGUGGACCAUGGAAGUGGCCCUAGGAGAUUUCAUUGUAUCUCCGUGGUAGCUAAGAGAAGGGCUGAAUAGCUAAGUGGAAGACUGAAAGUGUCCAUAGAAAACUGAGAACCCUUACAGUGACACACAAAAUCAUAAAGGACAUAAAGUCUAUGUGAAAUCCUACCUGUAUUCUGAAGAGGGAAGCAGACACCCCUCUUUGCCAUUGGCUUUGAUCACAUCUGACCUCAUUGGCUUUCCUCAAAGCAAUAACGCUACAAACCAAAAGGGCUUUUCAAUUUUAUUUUUUUCCUGCAGCAUUUCAGGGUAUGGUUGGUUUUUCACCUAAAUCCACCAUAAUUAUUGAGUGUUAUUGGAAAGCUUUUUUGAUUUUCACUCUCUCUUAUGCAACAUUCCAUGUCUGUGUGGGACUGAUCAAAUGCCCCAGAGUAUA
This is a messenger RNA of Megalops cyprinoides (Indo-Pacific tarpon), 3633 nucleotides long. RefSeq names its product D4, zinc and double PHD fingers, family 3 (gene dpf3). The record is from RefSeq and is a predicted model, not a curated record. Gene Ontology annotation, biological process: nervous system development. Lineage: Eukaryota; Metazoa; Chordata; Actinopteri; Elopiformes; Megalopidae. Bases 1 to 1212 code for a protein of 403 amino acids. The transcript is spliced from 12 exons. Gene Ontology annotation, cellular component: nBAF complex.